AUGGCGCUCGAUAGCUACUACCAGAACAAGAUCGAGGCCAUGAAGCUCGAGAUCCUCAAGGGUCAAGCAGUCCUCCGCCGCCUCGAAGCCCAAAGAAAUGACUACAACUCCCGCGUGAGGCUACUGCGGGAGGAGCUGGGCUUGCUGCAGCAGCCCGGUUCCUAUGUCGGCGAGGUCGUCAAGGUCAUGAGUACGAAGAAGGUCCUGGUCAAGGUGCAUCCCGAAGGCAAAUACGUCGUCGACGUCUCCGACAAUGUCGACAUCACAAAGCUCACCGUCGGCAAGCGGGUAACCCUGCUGUCCGAUAGUUACAAGCUCGAGAAGAUGCUCCCCUCCUCUGUCGAUCCCCUCGUCUCCCUCAUGAUGGUCGAGAAGGUCCCCGACAGCACGUACGAUAUGAUUGGAGGUCUGGACCAGCAGAUCAAGGAAAUCAAGGAGGUGAUCGAGCUGGGCCUCAAGCACCCCGAGCUCUUCGAGUCGCUCGGUAUCGCACAACCAAAGGGUGUCCUGCUCUACGGCCCUCCCGGUACGGGAAAGACGCUCCUCGCCCGUGCCGUCGCACACCACACCGACUGCAAGUUCAUUAGAGUGUCCGGUUCCGAGCUGGUGCAAAAGUACAUCGGUGAGGGUAGCCGCAUGGUCCGCGAGCUCUUCGUCAUGGCCCGCGAGCACGCCCCCUCCAUCAUCUUCAUGGACGAAAUCGACUCCAUUGGUUCCUCCCGUGUCGAGGGCUCCUCGGGCGGUGACUCGGAAGUCCAGCGCACCAUGCUCGAGCUCCUCAACCAGCUCGACGGCUUCGAGCCCACCAAGAACAUCAAGGUCAUCAUGGCCACCAACCGUCUCGACAUCCUCGACCCCGCCCUGCUGCGUCCCGGACGUAUUGACCGCAAGAUCGAGUUCCCCCCGCCGUCCGUCGAGGCCCGCGCCGACAUUCUCCGUAUCCACAGCCGCAAGAUGAACCUGACGAGAGGCAUCAACCUCACAAAGAUCGCCGAGAAGAUGAACGGCUGCUCUGGCGCCGAGCUCAAGGGUGUCUGCACAGAGGCCGGCAUGUACGCCCUCCGCGAGCGCAGAGUCCACGUCACCCAGGAGGACUUUGAGCUCGCAACCGCAAAGAUUCUCAACAAACACGACGACAAGGAGGUAUCGCUCGGCAAGCUCUGGAAGUAA
Colletotrichum navitas is the source of this 1170-nucleotide messenger RNA. Its product is annotated as 26S proteasome subunit P45 family protein. Gene Ontology annotation, cellular component: proteasome regulatory particle, base subcomplex. Gene Ontology annotation, biological process: proteasome-mediated ubiquitin-dependent protein catabolic process. Gene Ontology annotation, molecular function: ATP binding; ATP hydrolysis activity; proteasome-activating activity. Bases 1 to 1170 code for a protein of 389 amino acids. NCBI's taxonomy places the organism in Eukaryota, Fungi, Ascomycota, Sordariomycetes, Glomerellales, Glomerellaceae. The transcript is spliced from 2 exons. The record is from RefSeq and is a predicted model, not a curated record.